GUGCAGUUGAUAUGAAUCUGGCUGGGAGUCCCAAAGACUCAGAACUGAACAUAGACGUUCAUAUCGACCUAACACAGUUUUAGUUUUUAUUUCAUUUUUGUCUCAUAUUAUUUUUUUUAUACAUUAGCUGUAUAUUUGUGUAUAUAGAUAUUAUUUUAUAUUUUUAUACAAGUCAACAAGAUGGAACUUAAUUCUCUUUUAAUUCUCCUGGAGGCUGCAGAAUACUUGGAAAGAAGAGACAGAGAAGCAGAACAUGGUUACGCGUCUGUUUUACCGUACAAUAGCGACUUUUCCCGAAAGAAAACGAAAGCUUCACCAAUUUCAAGAAAAACUCAGAACAAUAGAUCGUCACACAACGAGCUGGAGAAACACAGACGUGCCAAACUACGGCUGUACCUUGAGCAGCUGAAGGAGCUGGUUCCUUUGGGUCCGGACAGCACUAGACACACCACACUGAGCCUGCUGAAAAGGGCCAAGAUGCACAUCAAGAAGCUGGAGGAGGCGGACAGAAAGGCUCUGAACACCAAAGAGCAGCUCCAGAGAGAGCACCGCUACCUCAAACGACGUCUGGAACAGCUGGUGAUGCCUGGAGGCGUGGAACGUACCCGAACCGACAGCCUAGGCUCCACCAUCUCCACCGACUCAGAGCAAGAGGUGGACAUUGAAGGAAUGGAGUCCCCCCUGGGCGAGGGUGAGCUUGGCGAGGGCGAGGGGGACAGCGUGGACGAGAGCAUCAGUGACGACGGCCUCCUGGACGGCGAGGAGGAGGAGGACUACAACCUGCAGAGCAGCUCCAGCGACGCCAGCUACACACAGCAUUCCUCACACAGACUGCAGCCGCACCACUGCUAGGGGCCACCAGGGGGCCCCUGAGGGCCACACCUCCAAUCAGCCCUCUAUGACCCCAGCCCCGCGUACCCUCCUAUUCCCUUCCUACCCCCCCUAACAUUGCCCCAGCACGCACCCCCUCCAGCCCACGCCACGUGGUCAUCAGCCACCCCCCCAGCAAACAGCGGCUGUGGUCUCCCCCUCCCCAAUGUCCCCAUUGGCGCUUAUUCCCUGGAACCAGGAAGUAGACUGUAGACGUUCCUGUCGUGGCUGACUUCCUGACUUUUUCCUGUCCUAACCCCUACACCACACCCUACCUCACCCCUAUCCUAUCACCCCUUAUCCCGCUUAUCUUGCCUAACCUGACCCCCAGACCUCCCUCACCUCUACCUGUUGUGGCUGCAGGCUCGGAUAUAGCAGAGCAGUUUGUGGUUUUGUUGGGGACCUCUGUGGUGUGGUGGCAGACAGCUUUGACUUGUCAAUG
Molecule: messenger RNA, 1312 nt
Organism: Oncorhynchus mykiss (rainbow trout)
Lineage: Eukaryota; Metazoa; Chordata; Actinopteri; Salmoniformes; Salmonidae
Source: RefSeq, a predicted model, not a curated record